Messenger RNA from Salvelinus namaycush (lake trout), 984 nucleotides. It is a transcript of the gene aipl1, whose product is annotated as aryl hydrocarbon receptor interacting protein-like 1. The coding region runs from base 1 to 984 and encodes 327 amino acids. The record is from RefSeq and is a predicted model, not a curated record. Lineage: Eukaryota; Metazoa; Chordata; Actinopteri; Salmoniformes; Salmonidae. The transcript has 6 exons. Gene Ontology annotation, molecular function: protein binding; peptidyl-prolyl cis-trans isomerase activity.
AUGGAUGGGACCAUGCUCCUGGGGGUGGAAGGCAUUAAGAAAACCAUCCUGUAUGGAGGGACAGCUGAGAUGCCCCGGUUCAUUACUGGGACUAAGGUGACCUUCCAUUUCCGUACCCAGCUGUGUGAUGAUGAUCGUACGGUGAUAGACGACAGUAAGGUCGCGGGCGUGCCAAUGGAGGUGGUGAUCGGGAACAUGUUCAAGCUGGAGAUCUGGGAGACCCUGCUCACCUCCAUGAGGAUCGGAGAGGUGGCCGAGUUCUGGUGCGAUGUCACCCACACUGGCCUCUACCCCCUGGUGGCCAAGAGCUUGCGGCGCAUCGCGGAGGGCAAGGACCCUGUGGACUGGCACAUCCAUUCGUGUGGCAUGGCCAACAUGUUUGCCUACCACACCCUGGGCUAUGAUGACCUGGACCAGCUACAGAAGGAGCCUCAGCCUCUCUACUUUGUACUGGAACUGGUCAAGGUGCAGCAGCCCAGUGAGUAUGACAGGGAGUCGUGGGCUCUGAAUGAUGAGGAGAGACUGAAGGCUGUGCCCUUGCUCCAUGGCCAGGGGAACAAGCUCUACAAACUGGGGCGCUACCAGGACGCCACCAAUAAAUACAAAGAGGCCAUAGUCUGCAUCAAGAACAUACAGCACAAGGAGAAAGCAUGGGAAGCCCCCUGGCUGAAGCUAGAGAAGAUGGGGAACAUGCUGACUCUCAACUACUGCCAGUGUCUGCUCCGUAUGGAGGAGUACUAUGAGGUCAUAGAGCACACCAGUGACAUCAUCAAUCAGCACCCAGGUGAAAUGAAAGCGUUCUACGUGCGAGGGAAGGCCCACAUCGAGGUGUGGAACGAAGCUGAGGCGCGGGCUGACUUUGAGAGGGUUCUAGAUCUGGACCCUGGCAUGAAGAAGGCUGUUAAGAAGGACCUGGGUGUCCUCAACAUGAGGAUGGAGGAGAAGAAUGAGGAGGAUAAAGUCAAGUACAAGGGCAUGUUCUGA